Cylicocyclus nassatus is the source of this 1068-nucleotide messenger RNA. NCBI's taxonomy places the organism in Eukaryota, Metazoa, Nematoda, Chromadorea, Rhabditida, Strongylidae. The record is from the annotation of a GenBank genome assembly.
CUCAUCUUUAAUGUCAGUAUCACAGGUAAUAUGGCGGCUCGCCCGCUUGUAACUGUCUACAAUGAGAAGUACGAGGCUACAGAGACUCAGAUCAAGCUGCCGUACGUGUUUCGCGCGCCGAUCAGGCCGGAUGUUGUGAGCUUCAUCCACGAUCAGAUGUUCCGUAACAAGCGUCAGGCUCAUGCCGUUUCUACUAUGGCCGGAAAGCAGCAUUCCGCCGAGUCAUGGGGUACGGGACGUGCCGUGGCUCGUAUCCCUCGCGUCCGUGGUGGCGGUACUCAUCGCUCUGGUCAGGGAGCUUUUGGUAACAUGUGUCGUGGAGGUCACAUGUUCGCUCCUCUGAAGGUUUUCCGAAGAUGGCAUCGUCGUGUCAAUAUCGCGCAGAAGCGUUAUGCCAUAUGCUCGGCCAUUUCUGCAUCCGGUGUACCUGCUCUCGUGCAAGCUCGCGGGCACGUCAUCGACAAAGUUGCUGAGAUUCCACUCGUUGUCAGUGACAAGAUCGAGUCGUUCCGUAAGACCAAAGAGGCCGUUACUUUCCUUCGUCGCUCCCACUUAUGGGAAGACAUAGAAAAGGUGUAUGCUUCGAAGCGUACCCGUGCUGGUACCGGAAAGAUGAGGAACAAGCUGCACAAGAGAAAGCUUGGCCCGGUUCUUAUUUAUGGUCAAGACGCUGAUUGCGCACGAGCUUUCCGCAACAUUCCCGGUGUUGAUGUGCUCAACGUUGAACGUCUGAACCUCCUCAAGCUUGCUCCCGGAGGUCACCUUGGUCGUCUCAUCAUCUGGACGGAAUCGGCUUUCAAGAAGCUUGAUGCCAUUUAUGGAACUCUCAAAACGAAUUCGUCUGAACAGAAGAAAGGAUGGUCUAUUCCACCUAACAAGCUUACGAAUGCCGAUCUGUCGAGGCUGAUCCGCUCAGAGGAGAUUGUCAGGGCUGUGCGACCAGUAAAGAAGAAUGUGAAGUCUGCAAAGGCGCAUAGGAACCCUCUGAAGAAGCACAAUCUCAUGAACAAGUUAAACCCCUUCGCUAUUACCAUGCGUGCUGCAGCGAAAAAAACCGCUGCAAAGUGA